AUGAUGAAAGAAGCAAAUAAGGUAAUAAAAAGAAAUAUUAACAUAGAAACAUGAAGGUGCACGGUAUAUUUUCAGGCAUAAACUAUUCAUUUGUUACAAUCAGAAAAAAGUUAGAAAGUAAAGGCAGUCCUGGCGUACAUUUGUUACAAUCAGAAAAAAGUUAGAAAGUAAAGGCAGUCCUGGCGUACAUAACAGGCCCAAUUUUGAGAGAAAGGCGACUAAGUGCUGGAGGGAGAGGAACGCAAACGAGAACAUAUUGGGCUUGCAUCAUUAUUGUUAUUUUGCGAAAUUCUGUUUGUCAGCGAACGGAGUUAUUUAAUUGCUUUUUCAGGUGUCAACCACAUCAUUUUCCUUGUUAUUAAGUGUAAAUGUACAAUAAUAGGAAAGUCAUGCAAGGGCGUGGUAUUGUUUCUAUCUGCUGUUUUAGUUUUCAUGACAUAAAAGUAAAAUAUUAUUAAAUCUGGUCGUAUUACUAUGAAAAAGCGCACAAUACCUGCAAGCCUCACUACUUCUAAACGAGAGGACCAAAUUCAGUUCGUAGGCUUACGUGUGAGUAUAGUCAGAAAAUUUGAUGAAUCAGUUGAAAAACGCUCCAAACGCACGUGGCAAAAUAGUUCAGAAUAUUAAAAAAAUUCAGACAAAACCAACGCCAACGAAAUACACGAUCGCAAACUCGAGACGUUAGUUUCAAGUAUAUAAUUUCAACAAAAGUCUUUAACGUGUAAAACGCACAGUAACCGUGGACAUAAACGUGAAACGUGGUUCGAAGAUGUUUUCCCUGUCGCUUUUUAUCGUCUAUUCUUUUACCAUAAAUAUCCUCUAAAAGAUGUAGCAGUGUCCUCUGUGUUUGAAUUAUAAAACUAUACUGACUCGUGCACUGGUUUGCGUGUCAUGAUGUACACUUGUCAUAUUAAACCAAUUAUGAGAUAAAAUAAAGGCUGAUUAUCUAUACCAACAAAUGUUUGACUGCUCUGUGAUCAUUAACAGAUGCAAGUGUCAUUCACAAUAAUGCCUCUACUAACCUUAACGUCUUAAUUUAGCUUUCCGACCUAACAUACCGGCCCUUAAAUGCGAAACUAUUUAUGUGAAGCAUUUCCCAAACAUAAAUGGAUCGAAAAGUAAAAUUAUCUAUUAAUAAAUCUAUAACAUGCAAAUAUGUUCAUGCAAUAUCAAACCGUUCACUUGGUUCUUCCUUCUCUUUUCACAUGUUCCACUAUCUCCAACAGGACUAUUUUCGCCACCGGUCGGUCCAAGAUUGUAGACUUCGUUCUCACCGAGACACUUCGCCGAACUUAUCCUUACUGUUGCGGUGAACGUCGACUAUCCUACCCAACGGCCAGCUGCAACGAGGCGAGCUUUCGUUAACGAGAAGCACUAUAUCUCCGGCGGGAAAGUUCCUUCGAGUGUUGGUCCAUUUCUGUCGUCCUUGCAGACGUGGUAGAUACAGUACACCGUACCUUUUCACAUGACUUCUACCACGUUUCACUGUGAAAGGCCCAAAACAAUCUACGCCUACGUUAAUGAAAGGUGGUUUUCCAGGCGUGACACGAUCUUCCGGAAGAUCUGCCAUCUUUUGCUCGCCCACAUGUACAGGUGCACGUCUCGUCUUACAAUCAUGACAGCGUCCUAGUACGCUCUUGAUUGCGACGCGAGCGCCAACAAUCCAGUAUCUUUCUCUUAAUAAUGCUAGAACGUGCUCCAAACCAGAAUGGGCAGAAAUGUCGUGAUUAAUUUCACGAUAUGAUGCCUUUUUGGUAAUAUCAUAGGAUUCCUCGCUUCAUCUGAGAGUGCUGAGUUUCGCAAACGUCCUCCAACGCAUAAAACGUCAUUCUUCAAAAUCGGGUCAAGCUUGUAGAUUGGACUUGAUGGAAUAGUUGGAAUCGAUUAGUUGAAAUCUCAAUGGGGAAGCUUUGUUGUUGUACAACUUUGACGAUUUUGCGUUCCGCUUCUUGCAUAUCCCUUUAACAGUCAUCGGCUAAAUCUCUGUGUGUUUCGGUACAGGCUCCCCUCGAGAACGUCUUUCGCGAGCUUUACGUAAUGCCGACCUGUAACGCAGUAGCCAGGCAACAAACCUUUUCAAACGGUACCAGGAGGAAAAUCUGGCAAAUAUUUCACUCAUAUUGUAAAUGGCGGCGGGAUUAGUUGUGACUGCCAGAGAUUUGCAUUUCUUUACUUCUGGAUCGUCCUCUUUAACUUUGGAAGCAUCGCCCAUCUCCAGUUUCGGCCAGCAGUCUUUUGUUUUCCAUAAGAACUCUGGUCCAUCCAGCCAACGUUUGUUCUUCAGCAGAUUCUCUAUUUCCAGUCCACUCGACGCGUCGUCAGCAGGGUUAGAUUUCGUAUCAACGUAGUUCCAUUGAAACGGUGAUGAUGCAUCGUGAAUUGUAGACACGCGAUUUGCAACGAAAGUGUGGAACCUCUUGUCUUCAUUCGAAACAUAACUUAGUACACACGUACUGUCCGUCCAGAAGAACGAAUCAUUGAUUGGAGUAUCGAUCUCUUACCUAAUCGUCUUGUCUAACUUCGUUGCCAAGACAGCUGCCGACAAUUCCAACCGUGGAAUUGUAACUGAUUUCAACGGGGCCAACCUUGAUUUGCCCAUCACAAACGCGCAGUGAACUUCUUCUUUCGCGGCGAUCAUUCGUAAAUACGAAAUAGCAGCGUAGCCAUGCUGAGAAGCAUCAGAGAAAAGGUGUAACUCGGAUGAAUCUACUUCGCUGAAUCCAGGCGGCUUAAAACAGCGUUUAACUUUGAGACCUUCCAAUUUAGGCAAGUCUUUCAACAGCACCGAAUUUUCAAGAGUUCAUAAUAGCAAAGGAUGUAAGGCUUCACACUACAGAAUUUCUAUAAGAAAUUUUGGUAUAGCUUCAUUUAUAAGUCAGUCUAUAUUCUAUACAAACGAUGAAUUUCCGUUGCAUGUUUAUACUUACUACAAAUUUCAAAUUAUUCCACGCAUGAUUUUCCGAAAACUAAUAGUACUAGUCUUCAAGUUUACCGACAAUUUCCAAAAUUUGUUUAAAGAAUUAUUUGCAUACCAUAUAAUGUAUUUAAUUAUGUUCAUAACAAAAUAACGCUCAAUCAUACUUUACAAGUAUAGUAUUUCGAAAUCUAUAUAUGCUGUAGCCAGUGACACUUGCGCUCAGUGGAGCGUCUUGUUUGCUAAGUUUCUCCAUGUUGGACUCCUCCUGCCUCAACAAGCUGCUUAUUAACAGCCAAUUCGCAAGUGUUAAGACAUGUACUUCAAAAUGUAAUCCGCCUUUAUUCCUAUUAUUGUAGGUUCCACCGAGAAGUAUUUUUGAUGGAGUUAAAUUGAAUCUCCUGCCUCAACAAGCUGCUUAUUAACAACCAAUUCGCAAGUGUUAAGACAUGUACUUGAAAAUGUAAUCCGCCUUUAUUCCUGUUAUUGUAGGUUCCACCAAGAAGUAUUUUUGAUGGAGUUAAAUUGAGUCUAGAAAAACAGAAGAUCAAAAUGCUUUUCGGUGCCGCAGUACUGUACACUGGGCGACGACCAACACACGCUACUGGCGUCGCCGCACGAGGAGUCGCAACGGUCGUACCUGAGCCACAAUUUCCAGCAUGUGAGUUCUUUACUCCAGGAAAAUCAUUCCCUGUGUGCCUCCGUCAUUCAACUCUUAAAUCCAAAGAUGACGCCAUGUUGGAUUUUCUAAGUGCUUCAAUACGAUUUGCUGAUAGUGACGAGGAAAGUUUAUUAGACAUUCUAAUGUCGACAGGAAGAGGUAAUCCAUUGUCCAAUGUGAAGGGUAUUUACGAUGCUCUUGCAGCUAACUGGAGUGGCAACUUGAAAGAUUAUUAUCUUGAUAGCCCAGAUCGGUAAGAACGAACAGGAGUUUCUACAUAUUGAGAACAUUUCCAAUAGAUUUUUGAUAUGCUAGCUUCUCACUAUUCCUGAUAUGCUAGCCUUUCUGCAGAGUCCACUCGGCCCAGUUUUUUACACGAUUGAUGUAGUGCUGAGAUUUCGAAAAUACCAUACAUGUAAGAAAAAUUUUGUUUUUUAUUUUCCAUUUAAUAAAAUCACUUUGAUGAUUGCGUUAUAAACUUAAACGGUUUAUUUUAAUGAAUUAUUUAUGUAUUUGAAACCUUUGUCAACAGGGGCAAUAGAGAUAUUUUGAAAUAUUGCGUGACAUUUAUGUUUUGUUUUGUCACUCUUUGUCAUUUAUAAAAAAAACAAUAUUGCGCUAUGUUGCUUCCUUCCCACUCAAAUAUCGCGGAAAUAUUUAGGAAUAAAUUUCAAUAAGAAAGAUAUUUGCUAAAAUUGCUUGAAAAAUGUUGGGAUGCCAGCCAGCUCAGGUCUCCUGAACUACAAACAAGGGGACUUGACCCCCACAUAGCCUCCUUCUUCUAGGCUACACCCCUGAUUAAACAGCCCAAUCAGUUUCGACAGUUGACCUUCUUCUCAAAUUAUUCUAUUUCUUAAUUUUUCAUUGUUUUAACAAUGAAAACAAAAAGAAAAGUAUAUAAGUAUUAAAAUACUUAAUAUACUAUAUAUAUUCCAGUUUCUAAGUGCAAAAGCUACUAUAUAAAUAAAUUUAUUUUCUCUACAACAUCAGACUUGCCAGCAAUAUUGAUGGUUUACGUCGAGCGCCAGAUUCCUUUUUUGAUCAGCGAUAUUACUCUGAAAUUAUUGUGGGAUUUAGAGCGUUGGAUUCUAUGAAACGUUACGCCAGAUUUCGAUUGAUGCCGGCCGAUGGAUCUAUAGAAACGGGGUUGCUGAGCGAAGAAGACCAAAGACAUAUUUGGUAUAACUUUAUAUUGAUAAUUCUAACUAGUAUCCCACAUGACUACACAAUUAGAGUGGAUGAGGCGUAUUACUUUGUUUUUUGGGGCAUAAGACAAGUGGGAUAAGAAGAGGGUUGGGUGGCAUGAGGCCCGGUUGAAUUUGUCAUAGAAAAUUACAAAAGGGCAGCUCAGGCGUUAUUUCCGACUUGGGGCGCAAAAUGGCCCAGUAUAUAUCAGUACGCAGGGCAUCACGGCAGUGUCCCUUCCAAAGCAUUUAUUUUCAAAUGUUUUUUUAUUUGGUUGUAGGAGAAAUGAGCGACUGUCUUCAGAAACCAGAGCGAAAGACUAUUUGAAGCAAGAAUUCAAACAAAGAAUUUCUCGUGGAGCAGUGAAAUACAAACUGCAGAUGACUCUACACGAAGUGCAAUUAGAUGAUCCAGCAAGUAUUCUCAACAUCGCGAGGUAUUGGGACGAAACAACUCAUGCUUGGUUGGACGUAGCUGACGUAAAAUUAACAACUCUUCUUUCUCCGGGUGUUACCGCUGGAUUGCUGUUUAAUCCCGGCACUCUACCAAAUUCUCUCUGCUUCUUACCAGCCCGGUCUAUUCAGGAUUCCAACUGCAUUGCCCACAUAAGACAAGAUGUGUACGAAUUCACGCAGAAAAUUCGAGCAGCUCGAAGUUCGAAUAUCCAACCACAUCAUAUGGCCACAUAUAUCAUUCGCAUGGAGGCAAAACUCAGAGCAGGAAGUAAUUCUAACAUCACUAUAUCCCUCACAGGUAUGCAUCUUUUACAUUUAUUCCGUGCAAGACCAAAUUAA
This is a messenger RNA of Paramuricea clavata, 5554 nucleotides long. Lineage: Eukaryota; Metazoa; Cnidaria; Anthozoa; Malacalcyonacea; Plexauridae. The record is from the annotation of a GenBank genome assembly.